Molecule: messenger RNA, 375 nt
Organism: Yarrowia lipolytica CLIB122
Lineage: Eukaryota; Fungi; Ascomycota; Dipodascomycetes; Dipodascales
Biological process (GO): mitochondrial respiratory chain complex II assembly
Cellular component (GO): mitochondrion
Source: RefSeq, a predicted model, not a curated record
AUGCUGCGACUCACACGAGCCUUUUCCACCUCGCUACGACGGGCCAAUCACCAGUUCGGAUCGCUCGGACCCAUGUCGGCGCCUCCCAGACUACCCAAGGAGCAACAGGAGGAGUUUGAACGUCUCCAGAAGGCGGCAAGCACCUCUUCGGCGUUUGCCGAUCUUAUGACUGACGAGGACAAGGCCGCUCUGGACGCCGACAUCGGACCCACGCUUUCGUCCAAGGGCCCUGAACUCAUGCAUCCCGAACAGCGACGACGAUACGACGAGUUUGAGGGAGAUCGAAACCCCAAGACUGGCGAGAUCGGAGGCCCCAAGCAGGACCCUCUUAAGCAUGGAGAUUACUCCUUCAACGGACGAUGCACGGAUUUUUAA